Laetiporus sulphureus 93-53 is the source of this 4233-nucleotide messenger RNA. RefSeq lists its product as uncharacterized. The record is from RefSeq and is a predicted model, not a curated record. Gene Ontology annotation, molecular function: protein binding. The coding region runs from base 1 to 4233 and encodes 1410 amino acids. Lineage: Eukaryota; Fungi; Basidiomycota; Agaricomycetes; Polyporales; Laetiporaceae. The transcript has 4 exons.
AUGUCUAUGCUACCAGCCGGGCUCUCGAGUAUGGACAGCCUCGACGUAAAUCUUGCGUCCUCAAGCUCUCCUCCGCCUCUAGCAUUCGACCAAUGGAGUGACACACACGAGACAAUGGAAACAGAUGAUGAAAGGGACAUACAGGAGGUGGCCACUCAGGAGGAGGACUUGGACGGAGCUAACAAGGUCACUGGCGCAGACAAGACAAUCGAGAUCAAUACCCCCUCGCCCACCACCGUCGCCCCUGGCGCGCAGCAGCACAUAUCAGACGAAGAUGCUACUAGUGUACACAGCAUGCCUGCUGUGCCAGUUGUUGAGCCAUCCAGUCCGGCUCCGAUGACGUCCCAGAGUGCAUCGUCCCAUUUUACCCCAAGCAGGUCGUCGAACGCGGGUCAUGCUCCCCGUUCACUCGCUGCUCCAGGGCGAAACGGACGACCUCGUGCGAUGCCGGAUGCUCGAGCGUCAAACCGUCUCUCUGGUUUCUUCUCGUCACUCAUUCACCGCCGAGAUACCAUAACUUCUCAUGUUACUGAUUCGGGCGCACAGGGUUCGCCACAUGCACAAUCUUCCUCACGGGGCUCAUCUCCCAUUCCCUCCCGUACCUCUACUCCACCGCCACGGCUGCCUUCGCCCUCACUCAUGGAGCUAGGCCUUACGCUGUCCUCAGUGACUGACAAAAUCAAUGUCUCACACGCGAAUGGACCGCCAUUAAGUGGAGCUUUUUUGAAGCCACACUACUUGCUUCUCUGCCAUGCGCAAGGCUUGGACGUCCUGCCGCUCGUACAUUUCGCUGUGCUCCAGCCAUAUGCGUUGAUCAGGCGGGUAUCCUUCAAGAGCAUCGUGAUCAUGGAACAUCGUGGCGUUCUGGUCGCGAUUGCUGGAAGGAGGAACGGUGUGCGAGUAUACGCAUUGGAGGACAUCAGACGCGCUGUCGAAUGGAGGAUUGAGGUGGAGAUUAGAAAGGAGCAGGAGCAUGUUCGGAGGAGCGAGGCAAAACGACCCUUGUUAUCUACAUCAGCCGCAGGCCCGCGGUCUGAGAGAAGAGCCUCAUUAGACAAACACAGAGAGAGGACGCCUCUUGCUCCAGUGUCCACUUCGACGAGGGGCAAGCGAAGAUCUUCCUUCUCCAUUGCACCGCCUGCCUCUCCUUCUGGCCCUGUUCGCACAAAUACCGCAAGAAGGCCCAAGACGGCAGACGCGCAGGCACAGUCAUCACCUACAACCCCAACACCGGCAGGUCCUCCCCCCGCUUAUUCGACCAACUCUCCUCCUCGUGGCCUAGAGCAUUCUGCGAUUGUUUCUGCCCAGACGCGCUCCAGAUCAACAUCCUUGAGCGACGUUCUAUCAGGAACCCUGAGCAGACGCCAGACUGGCGGCUUAUUUGUUGAGCGACGCGGCGAACAGCGUGAUGCAAAAGCUGAAUGGGCUUCAAGUGAUGACGAUGAGGCGAUCAAUGUUGUCGCCGCACCGAGCGGUAGCCUGGCAUUGGACGAGCGAACGAGCUCGGUAACUGCCAUUUCUGGUGCUGGCCCCGCCGGAGACGUCACGCCUCCACGAAUAGAGGUCACUCGCACGCAGACCAUUUCUUCAAUGCAACGCAGGAACCGUCCCGCCAAUCUUGAUUUGUCAAGAACGAACUCUAUAACAAACGUAACACCAGAAAUUCCACCGUCUCCUGCACCCACCUUGCUUACGUUGCGCCAGGCUCUCUCGAUAUCUCCCCAUAGCAGCGGAAUGCUGCCCACACUCGGUUCUCUCAAUGGAAUUGCGACGGCGAAUGACGGAGAUGCUGAAGGUGACGCAGACGAAGAGGAUGACGGCGAUCCUGAUCCAUCUUCUCCAACAACCCCUACACGCGAGCGUAUAUCUCUCGUGGAAGCUCUCAUGGAGAGCCGUCUACCUCAUCUUCCGCCGGCAGGUACGCGUCACGAACAGGAAGCGAUCCUCAUAGGAGCCCAAAGCACAGCUCCAGACGACUUUCAGCCAAGUAGUCCGCGGACGUCCGAUUCAGGUACGAUGUAUUCCAGGCGAAGUACUGGGGAUCAGUCAAGCACUAGACGGCGCAGAAGAUGGUCCGUUCUCGACGGGAUCUUCUUUCAUUCUCCUACAAACUCCCAGUCGUCAUUCCCAACUGUGCAGGAAGGCGUCAGUCUCGGAUCGGUCGCGUCAGCGACAGCAGCCGACAGUGUCUCUGAAAUGCAACAGCAAAGCGCAAACCUGGUUUCGUCUCCGGGCAUGACUCCCUCUCAGUCCAAUCGCAUAGCUCCUUCGGACUCACGUGCAACUAUUCGUCCUGCAACGUCCCCUAGACCUUUAACACCGUCGGGUGCGCCUGUCGCCAGUUCGCAAACUUCCCUGGAUCGCCCUGCAACUGCGGAACUGCCUCCUCUACCUUCUACUGCACGAUUCCUGCCUCGGAUCAUUACCAGCGCUUUCCAGUCUCGUCGAUCGGAUGACUUGCCUUCUCUUCGAACGGGAGAUCUUGAUGCGAAGAGGGCAGGCCCUCUGGCGCCCCCAACUCCUGUUCCCCCGCCCAAACUGGAAUAUGCGAAGUUACCGGGGACUAAAGGGGCUGUACUGGUCAAAGCCGUCGAAACUGCAAAGAAAAGCUUCCUUGCUAUCCUGUGCGGUGAGAACGGAGAGAAGGUUGAGCUGUUUGCUGGUACAUAUCGUACCGCCCUUCAAUUGUCGCGUACCUUCAUCCUGCCCGAUUCGCCCAAAUCACUGGAGCUGCAGCUGCAAGGUGAUGAUCUGGUUGAAGUCUUUCUUGUUUUCACUCAGAACGUCUUCGGACUGGAACCGGCUACCGUGCGGGUCCGUGAGGUUCGGAUCGGGCGAGCGGAGCGUAGAGCAGCUCGACGGCGAGCUCGCGGACUGCGAACUGACCAGUCUGGUGAAGUGGACGCGGAGGGUAAUGGUGCAGGAGAGGAAGACACUGCGGUCAACGUAACCAUUGUCUCACCGCCCAAUGCUGCAACUGUGGAAGAUGGCACCGCAAGUCCAGGACCUGGCUCGUCGACGGCGCUACCUCAGACACCAGAUGCGUCGCAAUCACAGAUAGACUGCUCGAGUGUCACCGCUUCGACUGAUGAGCUUGUCACGCUAGCUGCUGCACAUACCAGUCCAUAUACCACCUUCCAGCAGCUUUUGUUUGCACCCAACUUCCCUUUGGCGACUAUCUCCGAUGACUACAUCAUCCCUCCUACCUACAAUUCCUUCUUGCAAUAUCGGGCUAUGCAUGAACCAGAAGUGAACGGAGAUCCCAACGUUGACCUUUCACAAGUGCAGUUCUCACCUCCUGGCCUUCCCGUACCUACACCGGCUCCACCCUCCCGUUGGUUCUACAAGGAUCCUAAGGGGAUCGUUCACGGACCGUGGAAAGCAACCUUGAUGCAGGCAUGGUACAGAGAUGGCCUCCUACCUCCCGAUUUACCUGUGAGAAGAGAAGAAGAUAAUGAGUAUAUCAUGUUGAAGGAUCUGCGAUUGCAAUGUGUGGACCCUACUCAUCCGUUUAGAAGCGCCCCCCCACUUCCCAUGAUUCCGCAGCCACUCCCCGUCACCGAUGCUUCUAAGCCCCUGUUGCCUCCUAUUUCUUUAUUAACACAACCGAGACACUUUGGUCCGCCAGCUCUGUUCUAUUCUUCACGCGGUGGUCAUAGUACGACCAUCGUCGAUGCUCGGGGACGGUCUGUAUUAAAGGGCCGUUUCCUAUGGAGUGCGGACGAUCAGGAUGAAAAUCCGGUGAGACUUGGUGACGUUAAACGGUUAGAGGCAUUCGACGUGGAGGAUCGUGCCGUACUGGUCGCUAUGCGACAAGGUGGUCUCGAGGCAGUUGACUUUGGCGACGCACUUCUUCGUCCUGCGGAUCAUUCCCGCGCGGUGUGUCCACACUUCCAGCCACCUCCUUCGGCUAUCAACAGACGCGGGCCGUUCUUAUGGAAGAUCGGUUCGCCCCUCAAUUCUCAUCCUUCGAUCUCCUCCAUAUCAUCUGCGACUGCGAUCCCACCGUCGUCAAAAUUCGCGCAAGCUUCGCAUCGGAAGAAGGUGAACACGGGCCCUGUCAAGUCCCCCCGCUCGGAAUUUACCCUAUCAGGCGACCCUGACUCGGAUCGCAUGCAAGACGAGGUGCUAUUCCUGGGCAGGAAAGAUGACGAACUGUACAUUUGUGAGAGGAGGCCCCAUUCAUUCCGGAUACUCAAAUUAUCACCAAGUCCUCCGCAAUGCUCAGCAUGA